AUCAACCAGUCCAUAUGCGAGAUCCACGAGGAGCUCUAACUUGACCGGGAUACCUGCGCUUAAUAAUAAUCAAGAACUUGCGUUACUACUAGUACCUUCAGAAUCAGGUGAUCAGUAUCCAUGAUGUCUCGAGUAGAACUGGCAGCUGGUUGGAUGUUCGGAAUGCUUACUAUACUUGCCACCAUGUGGCAUGGUCACAUCCGACUGCAACCGGCAGAACAUCGCAAAAUCUAUAGAAUACACUUACGCUGGUGACGAUUACCCAUGGGAAUUUCCCGUCGAUCUCACCCAUGAAGCCGUCGCGAUGACUCUUCACGAGAGUGUGCAUUUCGCUCUAAACGCAUCUGAUACAGAAUCUCAACUGGAGUGGGAAAGCCUUCCAAGUUGGCCGAAAAUAGUUGGUCGCACCCAUCUAGGACCAGAGCAGCGACUUUUCGUGCUGGUCUUCGGUCAUCAGCUUCACUGUUUAUGGAUACUGCAGGAAGCCCUCCUCGACUACAGCCGUGACGAACCCCUGACCAAUGAUCAUCACGCACAUCACUGUCUCAAUUAUCUUCGGCAGACUCUUAUGUGUGAUGCUGCACAUACGCUGGAAAUGGGAGACUUUCUGGAUGUCGAUUACGAGAAGGACAGAGUGGGGGACACAUUAGUGUGCAGGGACUGGAGCAAGGCCAUUUCUGUAUCUGAAGAGUACCACGAGAGGUGGCUGCAGUGGAGGACGCAUUGGGACUGAAUCGACACACUACUUCCGGUACGCUUCAACCUGUUCGCUGAAUGUAUCUGCAGAACUAUGUAUUAUCUUACUGAGUGGUUCAAUAGCUGUACUAGGUUUCAGAUGUGUAUCCGAGCUUGUUCAAUCCAACAAAAUCGUUCAGUCUCUACUAGUAGCACUGCCUUAUAUUACGGAGUUGCACGACCAGA
Suillus fuscotomentosus is the source of this 921-nucleotide messenger RNA. RefSeq lists its product as uncharacterized. Bases 191 to 733 code for a protein of 180 amino acids. The transcript has 3 exons. Gene Ontology annotation, biological process: mycotoxin biosynthetic process. The record is from RefSeq and is a predicted model, not a curated record. Lineage: Eukaryota; Fungi; Basidiomycota; Agaricomycetes; Boletales; Suillaceae.